This is a messenger RNA of Cydia fagiglandana, 3718 nucleotides long. RefSeq lists its product as uncharacterized. Bases 419 to 3619 code for a protein of 1066 amino acids. The record is from RefSeq and is a predicted model, not a curated record. Lineage: Eukaryota; Metazoa; Arthropoda; Insecta; Lepidoptera; Tortricidae. The transcript has 6 exons. Gene Ontology annotation, molecular function: protein binding.
AAACAACUCGAAAUAGAAACCGGAAGGAGUUUCUUGUCUUCAUUUUUAUGGAUUACUUCCUACAUAGAGGUCGAAUGCUACAAAAAAGCAAAAAAAUCGAUUGACAAACCGUCAAGAAACAAAUGAAAACUAAAUCAUAUGGUCGCCGAGUCAUUCAGUGCUCAUCUCAUAUUGAAACGAUCAUGAUUAGAAACGAUCUACACAAAAAAAUAUAAAAUAUAUAUCUAGGAAAUAAGAAACUCAGACACCGCCACCGAUCAUAUCAAUCAUUGGUUAAUACGUAAGAAUAAAAUAAAAUUUAUGACUGCCGAUUGACAGGCGUAGGUAAAUGAUAAGUGGAUUUUUUAAAUAUGUUCUGAUUUGCGAAGAAAUCCCGUGAAAGGACAACAGCUUAUUGAUACGUAACCUGUGAUCCCCAAUGCAAGAUUAUGGUGGGUCGAACAAGACUGACCACCGAGAGGGUGAGCGCGGACACCAAGACUUUCAUCACUCCGUGAUGCAGAAAGGCAGCUAUGGAUGCUCCAACAAAGACAUGUCUGAUUCGAACAUGGCGACGUACUGCCGAGUGGCGACCGGCAUCUAUGAAGCUACGGCGGCUGAGCAGCAGUACCAGAAUCAGAGAUACAACAAUCCGUCGGCUCCAACUUUCAGCUCGCCUCCCAACUCCCCACUGGUCGGCUUAGUCUUCGAUCCAUCUACGCCCAACUACAAGAUGGACCGUAAUUCUAACACAGAUAGACGCUCACACAGCACUUGGUCUCUCUCGUACCAAGAACCCAUAGGAACAGGCGCUAAAAAGAAAAUUGUCAAGAGCCAAGAUAAGAGACAAGUUUACAGCGCCGAUCCGCGGUACCAUGAGAGGUAUAAGGACAGUAGCACCGAGACAGACCGACAUAAGACCAAAGAUAGAAACCUUACAUCUGAAUCCACCUCUAGCCUCGAUUUUUUCGUCGAAGGCGAACGAAUGGUGUCAGAACUAUGCAACAUGCCAGACUCUAACGCAAGAGCCGAUGCAAAUAAUCAAAAACCAUUUCAAGACGAGGACAAAAACAAACCUUCCGGAUCAUCCGACGUCCUUCUUACCGCUCUAGACAAGAUCGUAAUUCACGAUCAGAUCCCAAAUCAGAUUGUCCAACUUGCUAUUGAAGCUUGCACUGACGCUGAAAAUAUAGCCAUUGCACAUCAUAAUAGACCUUGCUUCAAAAAUAUACAUUCUAUUUGUGCAAAAACUAGAUCCAAUGUUCAGAAGCCGGAUAGUGCCGUGGCCAACUUACACUCACAGGGCAUACCGUGGGUCAUCAAAAACUUUAUAUUCUCUUUCGUCAGAAUUCUAGACGGCUGGAAAGGCGUUAAAGAACUUCUAAGUGAGAAACACGAUACAUUUUCUAGAAUUGAAAACAAAUAUUAUAGCCCUAAUAUCCGUGAAUGUUUCGUACAAUGGCAGGCGGUUACCAAAGAGAUGUUGACGCAUAUUUAUAAGACCUACAAGUGUUUAGAUCACGGUUUUACUAUGGAGCAAAAGAGUUUUACACACAAUUACUACGCCACGAAUUCUGCGGCUCCGCGCCAUCAGAACCAGAGUAAGUUUCAAACAGUGAAACCCCACGUUAGUACCUCAAGACCCGUCAACGCCUCUCCUCAACCGUUCAACGCGGUCCAACCGCCAUGGGUGCAGAACCAAAAUCAUUCACCCUCUCAGACUUUCACCGAAGGUCCGUGGCCGGUCAGAGCUGGAGUUGCCUUCAAGAAAUUUCCUGUAGUGCCACCCCCGAGCUCUCAUAACUUUUAUCCUCUGAAUGAGCAGGGUGAUAUGGAUGCAUAUCUAAAGGGCUCAUACAAGUGCGACCCUUGCAGCUUUCGGGAAGCAAAACCUCGCCAGUCUUGGACUAUUACCAACAUGCCUGACUUCCGAGCCUUAGAAAACAUGUGCCAUGCUGAGCAAAGAGAAUUAUACAACCAAAUGAAGCACAAAAUGGAUGCAGAGCUCGGUAAAGCUCCUGGUCAGCCAAUCAUGAGCGGCAUGUUGUUCGAUCAGAUGCAACGUCGAGACAUGGAACUGAAAGCGAAAAUGAUACCUUUAAGUCAUGUCGAGAAAACUUUAAUACCAAACAUAGCGCCCUCUGUCGAGAUGCGAGGUCGAUACGUUCAGAAAAACAACAGCUGCGGCGACACAAAGGAAGAGGCUGAUUUUUUUGCGGCGUGGGGUCAGAUGGUCCAAAAAGAACCUAGCGAUUUUAUAACUCAUCACUCGCACAACGUUCAGGUCCCGUCGAACGUUGUGACGAUUCCAAAUAAUAUCUCUGGCCCCGUGCAAUUCAUUGAUCCUGAAAAUGAUGAGUAUCACGAAAUGUCGAAAGUGUAUAUGAAACCCGGAAGUUACAAAGUGCCUAUAAAGCCAGCGGAUCCGACGUCACCGUUUAUGCAAGGAUCGAGUCAAGAAGCAGUGUUUGACAACCCUUUAGUGGAGGAGAUGGCUUUAAAGAUGAAGGUACCCUUUCCACCUGUGACGUUGGCACCGCAGCCAAAGUACAACCUCGAGGCUUGGCCGUGCCUGAUGCCGAGGCGUGGCGACGAUAUGUCGACAGACGAGCACAAGCUGAUGUCGAGACCCGCGAUGUCUGGUCUGGAUAUUAGAAACGCCGAACCUUUAGAAAUUCUCACUAUGAUGACGUCUGAUCGUGCCUGGGAAGCAGCUAAACAAUCGGCUCCCAAGCUUGUAGACUUCAUCCAUGAAGGUUCCAAGUCGGAUACUGCGAGGUUGUACGAUGCUUUAGGAUUGAGCGCUAACGAUGAUCUCUCCGAUGAUUUAAAACAAGUGAAAUUUACAAUGGAAAAUAAUGACACCUGGGCCGCUAGGAUGGGCCCUCACAACUUUAUUUCGAAGGACGCGCACAGUUUGUGGGAGAAUUCUUCAGCAAACCAAGACCAGUCAGUUCUGAGCAAUGAUUCUAGCAAGUGCCUUGAUUCGGAGCCAAAAUCCCUCGAAUCCGACGAGGUUUUUAUUCCUGAGAAGAAACAAGAGUCUAAAGAAACUCGCUUAAAUUAUGAUCAGACUGGAAACUAUGUUAGAGGCGAGAACCAAAAGAAACCACCUAAAACCAAGGUGGCUGCGUCCGGAAUGUGGUACCACCCCAAGAAGAAGAAGCCAUUGCCCGCUGCUACUGUCAAAAAGUUUGAGGCUUUGCUUGGAAACCUGGCUCAACUGAACGAGGCCGCUUUCAUCCAGCAUGAUAUGGACAUAAAAGUAGCCCCUCGAUUCUAUGAAGUAGUGAAGUAUCCGAUGUGCCUGCACGAUAUCUCCACGAAGCUCAAGAAUUCGUCUUACACGGAUCAUGAGCAAGUGGUUCAAGACUUCAGGCGUAUUUUCAACAACGUUCGUCUCUAUCUAAAGUCUUACCCAGAUGCCGCUAUGAAAAAGAAUCUGAACAAGACAGCAGCAGAAUUUGAAAAGUUGCUGAACGAAGAAUUUCAGAACAAAUGGGACAAUAAAUCCAAGUCUCAAGAGAACACAGAAGUAGACGGCAGUAAAAAGGAAGAGAAAGAAGACGCUAAAAGUGCAGAGAAUAAGGCGGACGCAAAUAAGAAAACUGACUCGAAAACUAGCGAUGACAAGAAGUAAGCUUUUAAAGUGUGCGGUGGAGUAAAUAUAAGACAUGGGUAUAGUUUAGAUGAUAUAAGAUAAAGUUUUUAAACUCAAAAACUUAUUCUAUUUUAUCCC